Molecule: messenger RNA, 2689 nt
Organism: Mercurialis annua (annual mercury)
Lineage: Eukaryota; Viridiplantae; Streptophyta; Magnoliopsida; Malpighiales; Euphorbiaceae
Product: phosphate transporter PHO1 homolog 9
Exons: 12
Coding region: 185-2548 (787 amino acids)
Biological process (GO): phosphate ion transport; cellular response to phosphate starvation
Cellular component (GO): trans-Golgi network; Golgi apparatus; plasma membrane
Molecular function (GO): inositol hexakisphosphate binding
Source: RefSeq, a predicted model, not a curated record
CACAAAAAAUGAUAAAUAAUCAAGAUUAUGAAAAACAAGCUACCUUCUUCGUGAUAUUUCUUUACAUAUAAUUAUCUCUUCAUAAAAUAAAACCAAAAUUCACACUGAGAGAUCUUUAAGUUCACAAAGAUUUUAAAGAAAGAAUUAAAAAAAUUUAGAAGCAGCAUUUGUUUUCUUGAAGAAGAUGAAGUUCGGAAAAGAAUUUGCAGCACAAAUGGUGCAAGAAUGGCAAGAAGCAUACAUGGAUUACAACUACCUCAAAACAAUCUUGAAAGAUAUACUUCAUUUCAAACAGAGAAACUCAGCACCAUCUCCCAUGGCACAAACUUCAAACUCAGCUGCUUCUUUUCAAAGAAGAGUCUCUUUCUACAGAGCUUUUAGCGGCUUAACAGGCAGGUACAGAGGUUCUCCGAGAAAGAACAGUGGUGAAGAAGAUGAUGAUGAAGUGAUACUAAUAAGUUCAGUUCAAGAUCAAGAAGGAGACGAAGGAGAAUAUGGUAAUUACCAGACUACGUUCUUGAAUGCAGCAGAGGAAGGAGGAGACUCUCAGCUUUUGUUCUUUAGAAAACUUGAUGUUGAGUUUAAUAAAGUUGUUAAGUUUUAUAAGAAGAAAGUGAAAAACGUUAUGGGGGAGGCUGAUGAUUUGAGCAGACAAAUGGAUGCUUUAAUUGCGCUGCGAAUUAAAGUAGAGAAUCCGGUUGUCGGAGGAGCUAGUAUCCAUGGAGUUUCGUCUCUUUCACCUUCGAUUGUUCAUCCCAUCAAUGGUAGAAACACAGGAUGGUCGCAAAUGGAAGUGAUUCAAGAAGUUGAGAUGAGCAAUGGAGUGAAUUCAGAUGAAAGAAGUAGUGAUGAUGAUGACAACUCUACAAGAAGCAAUAACAGCAUCGAGGGGUUUAGACCAGCUUCAUUAGAAGUUCUUGAUCAUGUAAAAAUUAAUGUUGAAUCUGAAACUCCAGUUUCUACAAUGAAGAAUAUAAUCUCGAGUUCAAGAUCCGACUUGUCGUACAGCAAGGUAGAAUUGAGGAAAGCAGAACAACUUAUGACUCAAGCUUUUAUCACAUUCUAUCAUAAACUUCAACUUCUGAAAAGCUACUGUUUCUUGAACCAAUUAGCAUUUUCCAAGAUCAUGAAAAAAUAUGACAAGAUAACUUCAAGAAACGCUUCGAGAGCUUACCUGAAUAUGGUGGAUAACUCUUACCUUGGAACCUCUGAAGAAGUUAAUAAACUCAUGGAAAGAACUGAGGCCACAUUCAUCAAGCAUUUCGCAAAUGGAAAUCGCAGAAUAGGAAUGCGAACUUUAAGGCCAACAGCUAAAAGGGAACGGCACAGAAUUACAUUUUCAUUAGGUUUCUUCUUUGGUUGCACAAUAGCACUUCUAAUAGCACUUAUUAUUCUGAUACAUGCAAGAGAUAUUCUUAAUAGUGAAGGAGGUCCAAAAUAUAUGGAAAAUAUGUUUCCACUUUACUCAUUGUUUGGAUUUAUAGUUCUGCACAUGCUGUUAUAUGCUGCAAACAUAUAUUUUUGGAAACGAUAUCGGAUCAAUUACGCCUUCAUUUUUGGAUUCAAGCAAGGAACAGAAUUGAGUUAUAGAAAAGUGCUUCUUAUAAGUUCAUGUCUAUCAGUACUCACUUUAGGUGCUGUCAUCUCAAACUUGGAUAUGGAGAUGGAUACAAGAACAAAAAGCUUCCAAGCAAUUACAGAAUUAGUCCCUUUAGGCCUACUCAUACUUGUUCUUCUUAUAACAUUCUGUCCUUUCAAUAUCAUAUAUCGAUCGAGUCGGUUUUUCUUGAUCCAAUGUGCUUUUCAUUGUAUUCUUGCUCCUCUUUAUAAGGUUACGCUCCCGGAUUUUUUCUUGGCAGAUCAGCUCACUAGCCAGGUGCAAGCACUCAGGAAUUUGGAAUUCUAUGUUUGUUACUACGGAUGGGGAGAUUUCAAAACGAGAACAAAUACUUGCAGAGAUAGCAAAGUUUUCGAAAUCUUUUAUUUUCUAGUGGCUAUGAUUCCAUAUUGGACUCGUUUCCUUCAGUGUCUUCGCCGGUUGUUUGAAGAGAAAGAUUCAAUGCAAUUCUAUAACGCAAUCAAGUACUUAUUAAUUGUCGUCGCGGUUGCCAUGAGGACAUUGUACGACUUCAGAAAGGAAACGUUUUGGAUGAUUUUUGCAGCAGCAACAUCAGGUGUUGCAACAAUUAUUGCUACAUAUUGGGAUAUAGUGAUAGACUGGGGUCUUUUGCGACGAGAUUCGAAAAAUCCAUGGUUGAGAGAUAAACUUGUUAUACAAAACAGAAGUGUUUACUUUAUAGCAAUGGGUUUGAAUGUUGUGUUAAGGCUUGCUUGGAUGCAGACAGUUUUAGGUUUUACAGAAACACCUUUUUUGCAUAGGACAGCCUUAACUGCAAUCGUUGCCUGCUUGGAGAUUAUCCGGCGUGGCAUAUGGAAUUUCUUCAGGUUGGAGAAUGAGCACUUGAACAAUGUUGGGAAAUAUAGGGCAUUCAAGUCAGUGCCCUUGCCUUUUUCCUAUGAAAAUGGGCAUCAAGACAAAAGAGUGUGAUCAAGAAGAAAAAGCAACAUCAAUUUUUGAUUUGUAUUUGUUUCUCAAUUUAAUUCAUUUUUUGAUUUUAUUUUUGUUGAGUGGAAGUGAAGUGUAAAAUACAAGAAAAGAAAAAAUAUAUGCAGAUAAAAGUUACCCAAA